Daphnia magna is the source of this 1163-nucleotide messenger RNA. RefSeq lists its product as uncharacterized. Bases 128 to 1015 code for a protein of 295 amino acids. The transcript has a single exon. The record is from RefSeq and is a predicted model, not a curated record. NCBI's taxonomy places the organism in Eukaryota, Metazoa, Arthropoda, Branchiopoda, Diplostraca, Daphniidae.
GCUGUGUUUAGUAUGUAGUUUGACACCAAAGAGAACGCGUCAUCACAGCAGUAUUCCGUCAGACUUCCCAGUAUAGAUUCCCGUUGUGUGUUGCCAUUUUGAACGUGCAUUUGUGAGCGUCAUCACAAUGGCGUUCGAAGCCAUAAAAAACAGAAAAAGUGCACUAGUUUUGCUUGUUUCGCUAUUUUUUGCAACGACAUUCUUCUGUUUGCAGUAUGUUGGCAUUCAAACUGUUGGGACGACGGCCAGCCGACCGUGCCAGACACCCGUCUUUGAUUGGCGAAUUGUUAGUGCUGAAGAAAUGUCAGCGGAGGACAUGAUGAGCUAUUUCCUGUGGCCCAAUCGAACGUCCUGUCGUCUCGCACAUGAUUUCGGUGGACACAUGAAACGCAAACCAUCGGGGCUGGAUGGCCAGAAAGCAGUCUGUCUCAAUCCAGUGCAAGUGGCGCCUCCUCCUGGUGAAUGUCUGGUUUACUCUUUCGGUAUCAAUAAUGAAUGGUCUUUCGACGAUAACAUGGAACGCUAUGGCUGUCAAGUCUACGCUUUUGACCCUUCAAUGAAAGCGGAAGAUCACGACCGCAGUCCAGCCAUUCAUUUCUUCAAACUCGGUCUCCAUAGCCAAGACACGACCAACAAAAAAGGAUGGCGACUCCGCUCACUCACUUCCAUCUACGAUAUGCUGAAGAAGCGACAUGGUGAACGGAUCAUCGACUACCUAAAGAUGGACAUCGAGUUAGAUGAGUGGGCAGUCAUUCCUCAGAUAAUCAAAUCGGGAAUGCUGGACAAAAUUCGUCAGCUGGCCGUAGAGAUUCAUUUGCCUAUCAAGGAUUCUCCAGAGCAGAUGCGUGAUCGUGUCCGCAUCAUCCGCUCACUGGAGGAAGAGGGCAUGGUCCGUUUCGAUUCGAAGCUUAAUCCUUGGUACAGCGGCACGUUCAAGCUGCUCGGUUUGUCAGGCCCACGGGGCUAUGAGAUCGCUUGGUACAACAGCAAGUUUCUGAACAGCAAAUCGUCAUAAUCAACACUUUCAUUUUCUGCACACGAUUUUUUUUUUGUGUGUAAAUCUCUGUGUAGAAACUGUACAUAUUAGAUCACUUUUAAUCAAUUUGAAUCGUUUGCUACAGUUUUGUUUAGUUAACUUUGUAAUAGACUGAAAUUGAUCUGGC